AUGAGCAGUGCGACCGGCGCCGCCGGAUCUCACGAUGAAAGACGAUUAUUCGAGCACUUUGUCAUUGCUGGUAAACUUUUGUUGCGAAAUUCCUAUGAAAAAUUAGACAUUUUCAGGGUUGGACAAUAACCAACCUCUGGAGCGCUUGACGCCGUCGUCAGAAGAGUGUGGCCUUCGGAACACGCAGCCACUUGCUCCUAUCACUGAUAUUGCCGUUAUUUUCCCAAGUCUUGGCGAAAAAGUAAGUCUUAUUGGUUUUUGUAAAUAGCAGCAAUGAGGAAGACAUGAGACACUCAGACAAAUCAAUUCGAAUCUAAUUAGAAAAAUUUUCGAAUCUAAAGAGGUUGCGUUAGAAACUAAAAUCAUUUAAUUAGACGUGGUUUUAUCUAAUUUGUUCUUAUUAAAUUCGAAUUGAUUUGUCUAAACAGAAUUUUGAAACGCAUUCUGCCAUAUUGCAGCCACCAGAAGGCUUUGAUGUGAUCGAAUCGACGACGCUCGGCUAUCCGGCAGAUCUGAAUCACGGAUCGCUCCGGCAAAACUCUUGUUUUCUGUGUUUUCGUCGUGGAUAUCAUAAAGCUCCCUUGGUGGACAUUGGGAUUCUGGACGAAGGAAGAGGCGACAAGCCCAUGGUGGAUUCGAAUGUCGUACAAACGACUCCAUUCGGGAGAUCUGCAAAUGUGAACAAUGCGUCUCAAGGAAUCUUUCUCACCUAUCGAAGAGCACCGCCAAACUCUUCACAGAGUCAGUUCGUUGUGACAGAUAUCAAAGUGAUUUUGGCGAACAAGGGCGAGAUUCCACCUCAUACUUACUACAAAAUCACAAAGAACCUGAACAAAGGUCUAGUUGGGUCGGACGUGUUCAUCUGCUACAAAAAAUCACAAGGGACUGCAAAACGACUCGCCUACAAGCCCGCCGUUCUUGAUUACUUUCCGAGAUCAGAUUAUUCGGAUGAAAUGGAGGAUUUCAAACUGGCUCAGAAUGUGGCCAUGUUUUGCUUGCCGAUGGGAGCUCUCAUCGAAUGCUGGCCUACAAAAUGUGCUCCGCCCGAUCGCUCCUUCUCCACAUUCGUGCUAACUGAUGAGGUGAGGCAUGUUGAAUAGGAAAGCGUUGCUGCAAAUAACAUUCUCAGAACGGAACAAAGUUUUACGGCUCAGCGGUCACAUUCUACGAAAGGUACAAACAGAAGCUGACUGAUGAGCAGCUGGAUAAUCUCGAUCUCGGAAUUGAUCUUGACAUGGAGGGAGGAACAGUCGGCGACUCCAACAGUACAAAUGAUCCAGCUGACGAUGUUUGUUUUUUUAAACUGUCAAAGUGAAAAGUUACAAAAUAUUUCAGGUCUUGUUCUACAAAAAUGUGUCAAUAUGCCUGAUCUCUCGUUUUCCAUUCUUUAACUCCUUCAAACGAUUCCUUUUCUUCCUUCAUCGAAUGUCUUCCACGCCAAAUCUCACGCAUUCGGUGCCAAUCGAACGAUACAUCUCUCAUCUGGUAUUGUUUUACAAAAAUUCCUAGAUACUAUUAAAUCUAUUCAGAUGUACGAAGUGUCGUUCCCCACUCCACGACGGCCACGAGUUUUCAUGCAGUUGGGAGCCGAAAACAUAAGCUUCGAUUCUCACGACGAUAGCCAACUUCCGCUGAAUGGUGCCCAACUGAUCGACACUCUCAAGUACUUGGGCAGUGAAAACCUUAUGUAUCUGAUGCUGCUGGCUCUGCUCGAACAGAAAAUUCUGAUUCACAGUUUACGGUGAGUCUUCUUGCACCCAUCAGCUUUUUAUCCUGUUAUAUUCUCCCAGACCUUGGAUGCUGGCGGCUGUGGCUGAAAGUGUAUGCGCCCUGAUGUUUCCUUUCCACUGGCAGUGCCCCUACAUCCCUCAGUGUCCCCUUGGCCUUGCUGGUGUCCUUCAUGCACCACUUCCCUUCAUUGCCGGAGUAGAUUCUCGAUACUUUGAGCUGUACGAAGAUCCCCCGGAUGAUGUUACCUGUUUCGAUCUGGACACUUCAACCAUCAGUUUUUCUUCGGUCCGCGCCACCAUCAAAACAUCCAUUCUUCCCAAAAAACCGGCAAAACAACUGAAAUCUGUGCUUGAUAAAAUAUUCGCCAAACUUCAGUCGGACUCAUCGAAUGCCAAGCCGGAAGGAUUUAUUCCAGUAGAUCAAGAUCUCGUCAAGCAGCGUCAACGGAGAGAAUUCGAGAACGAGAUUCAUGACGCUUUUCUGAAAUUCAUCGCUUCGAUUAUGGACGGAUAUCAGGCAUUCCUGAGACCAAUCAAGAGCGCACCCGCCAACGAUCACGCGACGGACACAGGAAACUUGUUCGAUCUGGAAGGAUUCUUAAAGUGAGGGCUUCAAACGAUUGAAACGUCUCAUGUGUUCUUUUUAGGUCUCGUGAUCGUUCUGGUGAUUUCUACAAGCGGUUCUCAGAAACGCAAACCUUCAUGCGAUUCAUCGAAGAGCGAAGCUUCGUUUCUGACAAAAACACCUACAAUGCUUUCUUCGACGAUUGCAUUGUGAAGCUGAGUAGUGCCAUGAGAAGUAAACUCUUGAUUCUAUGAUUUUCUGUUGAGAUGUCGUUCCAGGUGGUCGUGACAUAACAGAGAUUCAACUUCUGGAGCCGGACACUUCGCACAGCCACACAACGGUAAGAUUGAGUUAGAAAAUGAAAGAUGCGCAUGUGAUGAUGAUGUGAGGUUGCUUUUGUGAGCAAAUCUAGAUGUUCAGAAUACGAUUAAUGCGUUGACCGACACCCGGACAUCAAUGGUUUGUAGUUUAAUUCUUCUUUUUUCAAAGCUAGCCGUCCAACUGAGUGUUGUCCUUAUGUUUGCAUCCCUUUCAUAUCCGCUUCUACUCCUAAGCUCCUUCACGCACACACCACCAACUGGGUCUAUUCCACAAUGCUAACACCUACUAAAAACGGCUUAUUUGCCUGAAUUUUUCAGGAAUAGGCUCAAAAUUGCUUUUUCCGAGUUUGUUUUCCCGUUUUCAGGUGUUCAUCCCGUCGCCCGAACCAUUCCUGAACCAAGAGACUGCAGAAGAGCUGCAGUUUGUUUAUGAGGUAUACCGAAGAACGGUCAUAGAUUAAAAAAAUACUCAUUUUCCAGGAGUUCCCGACAAAAAUGAAAAGUUCUUACUUUCAAUUGGACAGGCUUGAGAAGAGUGGAAAAGACGGAGAGAAAGUACCGAUGCACUUCGGUAAAGUCUUACUUCAGUGGUGGAAAUUCUCCUUUUGUGUUCAGAAGCCUCUCGUUGCUCAGCAGUUCGAACAAAGCCAGAAACACGGUCUUCGCUGCUCGCAGCAACGAAUGCCGUGAAAACGAAUCCUCUUCACGUGAGGGGCUACAAUUUUAAAUCUUAAUUUAUUCUUUUUUUUCAGUGGUCAAAAACCUUACUAUUCUAUUCGUAUUCGUUAUGGUUCAUGCAGCUGGAAAGUCUGCUGAUAGCGGCUCCGAACAAGAAGAAGAUUCUCAGACUAGCUUUCAACGUAAACUGUUUUGUGAUUGUCGACAAUUAAUCUAUUUAAUUUUGAAGGUUCUCGAUAGAAUGGAAAAGACAGAGAUUUUUCCGUUGGACCAAGUCUGCUACCGAAUACUGAUCGAGCUGUGCGGAAAGUACGAACAACCGGAAAUGGCUGUAAAAGUGAUGCAGGCGAUGCAAAGAGCAGGAUUGGAACAAAAUGCGGUCACCUACGGUAUCUACCACCGCGCCGUGAUGGACGCCACAUGGCCGAGUGCUGCUCGACAGAAAGCCAUACGCAUGUGGAGCCUGUUGAGAAAUUUGGUGACGGCAUCUGAAGGCCUGAUGAAGUGGGCGAAUGUAGAGAGGAGGCCGCUGACGACACUCGACACACAGUCGGUUUCCGAUGGAGGAUAUCACAGCGACAACAAGGUGGCCGACGUCGUCAUCCCAGAAACUGAAAUCACUGUGGACUAUGAAAUCACCUCAUAUUCACUGGACACUCCGUCGAAGAAAGCCAGCGUUGACUCGGAAAUCAUUGAUCCGCUUGGAGCGUUAGAGUUGAAUAACCGAGACAAGAAGGAGCGAUCCAAGUCGUUGGGAAAAAUAGGAAUGUCUCCGGCAAGAGCCAAGUUUUUCGCCGAUCACGCCACGCUACCGUUCUCAUCGGAAAACACUCCGAAAGCAGACAAAAAGGUCGAUGGCAAGGGAAGCGGCUGGCUGAAAGGAAUCGCAAACAGUCCAAUGUUCAAAAUGAUCAGAAGCACCACAUUCGAAUCACCUAAACCACCAUCUGCGGAAGGCAGUGACGCCGGCUCUGUAACAAGUGCGAGUCCGAGCUUUCAUUCUGUGGUUAACCACUUCAAGAAAGGAUACGACGAUGUUGUGAAAGACGUCGUUCCGUCCCGUUUCCGUCUGGGCGUAUCCACUCUUCUAAACAAGUCCUACGGAGCAAUGGGAAGUGGAAUGAUUUAUGCGGAUGACAAGGAUGAGAAUCCGUUCUACGUUAAUCCUAAAGAUCCAGCUUACGUUCUGGACUCUGGUUCGCCCGAUUGCUUCUUGACAGAGGAGUUCUGGAUGCGGGAAGUCUAUCUGCAGUUGAAGAGAAGUCGAGAACGACAAGAACGAGGAGAAACUCCGCAGAGAGAGCAGAAACUGCAGACAGGUCGUAAAGAAGUGAGUCUCUGCUCGGCCACGUAUUGUCCUUCGUGUAGAGUAAUGGUUUAUGACGAAGAGAUCAUGGCCGGAUGGAAGGUCGAUGAUCAGAACCUGAAUACCACGUGCCCUCAUUGUGAAUGCAGUGGGAGUGCAACGGAUGCAGCCGCAGAGGCCGUUAAUCAAGACGGCGUUUUCGCUCCGAGACUCAAAAUCAGGAUGCGUUGGAUGGAUGCGCCCAUUCCAAGCUGGUAUCAACAGGGUGGACUUCCAGUUUCUGUGAACACGGUAACUACCUCAACAACUUGUUUAAAUGCUCCGUAAUUAUCUUUUUUCAGACCCCCGAAAAGACAUCCACGAAUGAGGAGGCUUUCGAAGUCGCAUUUGUGAGUCCGCUCGUUCUUCGUCGUGAGCUCGAAACGAUUCUUACCAAUGACAAAGACGCCAUGAAGAACGAAUCACUGAAGGAAACCCAUCCGAUCGUCUUCUGGAACCUUAUUUAUUACAUGCGACGACUCGCUCUUCCCAGCCAUCUUUUCUCCUGGAUCGCUGAGAGACAUCACAUCAGAUGCGUUUUCGACGUGCCUUCUCAGCAUGAAGACGUAUUCCCGCUGUACUUCAUGAAUCCUAAUCACGACGGAAAUCCGAUGUUCGGAACGAAGGCCACGCGAUUUUCGGAAGACGGAAAAGAGACUCCGUUGUACUCAUCGUGGAAGAUUGUCACGGAUUCCGUCAACAAAAACCUACUCUUCAAGGCCGUGCAGACACUGGUAAACUCUUCGAGAUUGGUAAAAAAUGGAACUGUCCACGUCGGAGCACAUUUCCCAAUUUUUAGGUGAGCUAGUAACUUUCUAUAAAAUAUAGAUAAUCAUUAAUCCGAUUCAGAGACAUCCAGUUUGCCUCACUUGAUCUUUUCGGUCGUGCCCUUCUCCGAGAUGCGCUCGAUUCGCAGUAUGAUUCAGAAUCAAACAAACUUCCUCCGAAAAUCAAAGAGAUUCUCCCGAUGCAGGAUCAUCCACUUUCUCAUGUGACAAGAGCCUGUCGCAAGGUGUUCAUGCCACUUGACCUAUUCUAA
Caenorhabditis sp. 36 PRJEB53466 is the source of this 5677-nucleotide messenger RNA. NCBI's taxonomy places the organism in Eukaryota, Metazoa, Nematoda, Chromadorea, Rhabditida, Rhabditidae. The record is from the annotation of a GenBank genome assembly.